Elgaria multicarinata webbii is the source of this 3209-nucleotide messenger RNA. It is a transcript of the gene EXOC4, whose product is annotated as exocyst complex component 4. Bases 8 to 2938 code for a protein of 976 amino acids. The record is from RefSeq and is a predicted model, not a curated record. Gene Ontology annotation, biological process: exocytosis; Golgi to plasma membrane transport; chemical synaptic transmission. The transcript is spliced from 18 exons. Lineage: Eukaryota; Metazoa; Chordata; Lepidosauria; Squamata; Anguidae. Gene Ontology annotation, cellular component: synapse; growth cone membrane; exocyst.
GCCCAAGAUGGCGGCGUCUGAGGCGACUGGCCGAUACAGGAGCACUAUGAGCAAAAGCAAGGACCCCUCCGGCCUGCUCAUCUCCGUCAUCAGGACAUUGUCCACCAGCGAUGACGUUGAGGACCGGGAGAAUGAGAAGGGUCGCCUGGAAGAGGCGUAUGAAAAGUGCGAUCAUGGUUUGGAUGAGCUGAUUGUUCAGCACUACACUGAGCUCACGACUGCUAUCCGCACCUACCAGAGCAUCACGGAGCGCAUCACCAACUCCCGCAACAAGAUCAAGCAGGUCAAGGAGAACCUGGUGUCCUGUAAAAUGCUUCUGCACUGCAAACGGGACGAGCUGCGCAAGCUGUGGAUCGAAGGCAUCGAACACAAGCACGUCUUGAAUUUGCUGGACGAGAUUGAGAACAUCAAGCAGGUGCCCCAGAAGCUGCAGCAGUGCAUGGCCAGCAAGCACUACCUCACUGCCACGGAUAUGCUGGUCUCGGCAGUUGAUUCCCUAGAGGGACCCCUCCUUCAAGUGGAGGGACUAAGCGAUCUGAGAUUGGAGCUUCACAGCAAGAAGAUGAAUAUGCAUUUGGUUCUGAUAGAUGAACUGCACCGCCAUCUUUACAUCAAAUCCACUAGUAGGGUUGGACAGCGGAACAAAGAAAAAGGGAAAAUAAGCAGUUCACUUGUGAAGGAUGUCUCUCCUGUGCCUCUUCUCGAUGUAACUAACUUGACCACUCCUCGUAAGUUCCUGGACUCCUCUCAGUUCAGCACUCCAGGAAACUCCAGUGGGAGAGAUAUCAGCUUGAUGGAAAUCAAGGAAGACUUAGAUCUGGAUCCUGAGGAGAACAGCUCUGUCUUUAUGGGCAUCCUCAUCAAAGGCCUGGCCAAGCUGCGGAAGAUUCCAGAGACAGUGAAGGCCAUUCAGGAUCGGCUGGAGCAGGAACUGAAGCAAAUUGUUAAGAGAUCUACCACUCAGGUGGCAGACAGUGGCUACCAGAGGGGAGAGAACGUAGUCCAGGAAAACCAGCCUCGGUUACUCCUGGAGCUUCUGGAACUUCUCUUUGACAAAUUCAAUGCUGUCGCUGCUGCUCACGCCGUUGUCCUGGGGCAUCUUCAGCAGACUGUUGCUUCUCCCUCCAGUCAGUAUGAUGGGGACAUAAAGUUAUAUGACAUGGCAGACGUGUGGGUGAAGAUUCAGGAUGUCUUGCAGAUGCUGCUCACGGAGUACUUGGAUAUGAAAAAUACACGGACAUCUUCAGAGCCGUCAGCUCAGCUUAGUUACGCCAGCUCUGGGAGGGAAUUUGCGGCAUUCUUUGCAAAAAAGAAACCUCAGAGGCCUAAAACGUCUCUGUUCAAGUUUGAGUCAUCUUCCCAUGCUAUUAGCAUGAGUGCCUAUUUGCGGGAACAGCGGAGGGAGCUCUACAGCAGGAGUGGUGAACUUCAAGGAGGACCUGAUGACAACUUGAUAGAAGGUGGUGGGACAAAGUUUGUCUGCAAGCCGGGAGCCCGAAAUAUCACGGUCAUCUUUCAUCCACUUCUGAGAUUUAUUCAAGAGAUUGAGCAUGCUUUGGGACUCAGCCCAGCGAAGCAGUGUCCACUCCGGGAAUUCCUCACCAUGUAUAUCAAGAACAUCUUCCUUAACCAAGUCCUGGGAGAAAUCAACAAGGAAAUAGAAGGGGUCACGAAGAUCACCGACCCGCUGAAGAUCUUGGCCAAUGCGGACACCAUGAAGCUGCUGGGUGUGCAGAGGCCUCUCUUGCAGAGCACGGUAAUUGUGGAAAAAACAGUCCAGGACCUCAUGAACCUGAUGCAUGACCUAAGUGCGUACUCUGACCAGUUCCUCAACAUGGUAUGCGUCAAACUCCAGGAGUACAAGGACACCUGCACUGUGGCCUACAGGAGCAUUGUUCAGUCCGAUGAAAAGCUGGUUAUUAGUGCGUCUUGGGCAAAAGACGAUGAUAUCACCAGACUCUUGAAAUCUCUUCCGAACUGGAUCAACAUGGCACAGCCCAAGCAACUGAGGCCUAAGAGGGAGGAAGAGGAAGAUUUCAUCAGAACUGCCUUUGGCAAGGAGUCUGAAGUGCUCAUUGGGAACCUGGGCGAUAAACUGAUUCCCCAGCAAGAGAUUCUUCGUGACGUCAGUGACCUGAAGGCCUUGGCCAACAUGCAUGAAAGCUUGGAGUGGCUCUCUGGUCGUAUGAAGGCAGCUUUCUCCAACCUCCCAGUGGCACAAAUGUCACCUGGCCAAGACGGUCACGCCAACAUGGAUCUCCCGCCCGUGUCCGAGCAGAUCAUGCAAACCCUCACCGAGCUGGCCCGAUCGUUCCAGGAAAUGGCUGACCGCUGCUUGCUGGUCCUGCACUUAGAAGUCAGGGUUCACUGCUUCCACUACCUGAUCCGCUUGGCGAAGCAAGAAAACUAUGCCAUUGUUGCCAACGUGGAGAGCAUGGAUUAUGACCCCCUGGUGGUGCAACUCAACAAGGACAUCAGCGCCGUUGAAGAAGCCAUGAGUGCCAGUCUCCAGCAACACAAGUUCCAGUACAUCUUUGAAGGUUUGGGCCAUUUGAUUUCCUGCAUCCUCAUAAACGGGGCCCAGUACUUCAAGCGCAUCAGCGAGUCGGGCAUCAAGAAGAUGUGUCGAAACAUCUUUAUCCUUCAGCAGAACCUGACCAACAUCACCAUGUCCCGGGAGGCAGAUCUGGACUUUGCCAGGCAGUACUACGAGAUGCUGUACAACACGGCGGACGAGCUGCUGAACCUGGUGGUGGAUCAAGGCGUGAAGUACACUGAGUUGGAGUACAUCUAUGCCCUGAGCUUACUGCACCGCAGCCAGACAGGCGUUGGGGACCAAACAACCCAGAACAUGCGGCUGCAGCGCCUGAAAGAGAUCAUCUGCGAGCAGGCGGCUAUCAAGCAGGCCACCAAGGACAAGAAAAUCACCACGGUGUGAUUCACACCCGCGUGGUCCUUUCCGUGGCGGAACAGGGCUGCUGCUGCUGCUGCUGCUUCCACGCAAGCCAGAGUAGCUUCAUGCUUGGUUGCAACUGAUAAGAAUUACAUUGUUAUGGGAGGUGUUUGUAUUGCUAGAGCAAAGUGUGUGGGGGAGCUGUAUCUAUGAUGUCAUAUUUGGGUAGGGUGACCCUAUUGAAAGGAGGACCGGGCUCCUGUGUCUUUAACAGUUGUAUUAGAAGGGAAAUUUCAGCAGGUGUCAUUUGUAUAUA